This is a messenger RNA of Cladophialophora bantiana CBS 173.52, 2751 nucleotides long. RefSeq lists its product as uncharacterized. The record is from RefSeq and is a predicted model, not a curated record. The coding region runs from base 1 to 2751 and encodes 916 amino acids. Lineage: Eukaryota; Fungi; Ascomycota; Eurotiomycetes; Chaetothyriales; Herpotrichiellaceae. Gene Ontology annotation, molecular function: acyltransferase activity. Gene Ontology annotation, cellular component: endomembrane system. The transcript has a single exon.
AUGGCUCAAUCCGGAGCACCUGCGCUUGAGCCUACAGCGGGUUUCUUGCUAGAGUCGAGAACCGAGCGGCCUGAUCGCGUGCCUCUUGCAAAGGGUGAAUUCUCUGUCGCAUCCAGAGCGUUGGCUCUGUCGACCUAUUUUCUUUCGGGAGCUUUGGCUAUCAAUAUCUCUCAAUUCCUGGGAGCUCCGUUGCGAGCGAUCAACGAGGACUGGUAUAAUGCAUGGAUUGCUUUCACCAAGCAGUCCUUUGGGCUGCUCACCAUGACGCUGACCCAGACAUUCGCGCCCACAAAGGUCAUCGUCUCCGGCGACAAAUCGGUGCGAGGACAGCUCUUGAAAUCCACCGAUGGAGACCUGGUUUUGGAUUUCCCCGAAAGACUUGUUCUCAUUGCGAACCAUCAAAUCUACACCGAUUGGCUUUACCUGUGGUGGAUAGCCUACUGCAAUGGCAUGCAUGGCCGCCUUUACAUUAUUCUGAAGGAGUCGCUGCGGAAGAUUCCUGUUUUCGGAUGGGGCAUGCAGUUGUAUCAAUUCAUAUUCUUGAAGCGCAAUUGGGAACAGGACAAACCUAAUAUGGCAAGCGCCCUGCAAAGACUCAACAAGCCGACAGAUCCAAUGUGGCUUCUCCUCUUUCCAGAAGGGACCAACCUCGCUCGUAGCACACGCGAACGAAGCGCUGCGUGGGCAAAGAAGAACAACAUCUCAGACACCAGACACGUGCUUCUACCUCGGAGCACCGGCCUGCAAUUCUGUCUUGGGGAAUUGAAGGACACUGUAGACUACCUGUAUGACUGUACUGUAGUCUACGAAGGUGUACCUCGUGGCCAGUACGCACAAGACAUCUUCACUUUGAGAGCGGGCUAUUUGGAAGGCAGACUUCCGAAAUCCGUCCGUAUGCAUUGGCGUCGGUUCGCCGUCAAAGACAUGCCAGUCCACAACGAUAGAGCAUUUGAACUCUGGCUCAGAGCUCGCUGGCGGGAAAAGGACGUCAUGAUCGAAGAGUACUACCAGACUGGCAAACUCCCAGCCGACUAUGGCGCUACGAAAUACAAAUCUGGCAAAGUCCUUCGGGGAUGCGGACACAUGGAGGUUCCUAUUCGUGCAAGUCAUUGGUACGAAUUCCUCCAGAUUUUUGCACCGAUGGGGAUCCUGGCAAUGAUACUGUACAUCUUCUACGGUGACCUCCCGAAGCGCUUUUGGAAGAGCAUCAACAAACAAGCCCUUCAAGCAGGAACGGAAGACAUCAAGAAAGCCGGAAAACAAGCCGGCAAGGGGGUCCGAUCUGCAUCUUCUGCCUUGGGUGGCUUGACAUCGGACUCAUUCUUUGAACCAGGUAAGCAGGACGAGACGUUCACAGCCGGUGCAGUGGCUGUACAGAAGCUCCUCAACUCGCCCCAGGCACAAACUCUCCUCAACAGAGCCGACUUCAUUCACGCAUUCUUGUCCGAUCCACAGAAGAUGGUGCAGGACACUAUCACAGACGGACAGCAGAAUUUCAUGCAACAAUUGGCCCAAGAGGAAGCCAAGAGGCAACAAGGAAGACUGGUUCCUUUUCGUAUGAGUUCAGUGAAACCUGUCACCAAUACCAAGGCCAAAGGCGAUUUUUGGAACCAGAUUGAAGCAGAAGAAAAAAGCAGACAUGGUUCCGUCAUCUCAACCGCCGCGAAAAAGGGUACAUUCUCGAAUGAUUUGGAGUCCGAAGAGAGAAGCAGACGUGGAUCUGUCAUAUCCGUUCCGACAUCAACAAGCUCCAGACAAUCAAAAGGCACAUUCUGGCAGGAUCUGAAGGCUGCAGAGGAAAAGAAGGCAAAAAAUGCCCUGCCAACGACGAAGAAGCUGCCCCUGACACGGAGCGGAGGCAGGAAUUUUGAUCCUCCGAAGGGAAAUUUCUGGGAUGCGAUGAAAGCAGAGGAGAAUAGUCGGUAUGGAACGGUGACGACGCUGUCGAGCAAUGCGUGCACAGCUGUUGCGUCUACAAAUUCGGCACCGUUGAAGACAUUAGCGGAUUCGCGCUUGAAGCCUGGGUUGGCGAAAGCUCCAGCAAAAGUCCAGCCAAGUCCAGAUAAGGUACUGCCUUCAGUGGACCAAACGCCCAAGACAACGAAUGGACAGAAGACAAGUCUGACCACGACACCUGCUAAGAAAGCAAGUACUGGUGUAUCGGCGACUUCGACAACGAAAAAAACAGGGACUACUACCUCGACGGCGAACACGACUAAGAAGCCCGCGUUUUCUGCUUCGCCGAAACCAGCAUCAGUGAAACCUGCCGCAGCAACAGUACCAGGAGCCUCAAGGAACAAACCAAGCUCAAACACUCCUUCGAAAGCGACUCCUCUCAAACCAUCUCCUUCCACCGUGGCAAAAACUCCUCAACAGAAGAUAGUAUCAGCAGCUUCUUCUUCAACGAACCUGCCCUCCACCCAGAGACACGGGGUCAGUGCCAACGCUAACACGAACACAAACAACAAUAUUUCCCCUUCCAAGAAUAAAACCAACACCUCCGUGGGGGGAGCAACAGCGCCGGCGCCAAAAAGGCUCAUCACGCACAACACAGCGGGUGCAAAGCCCAUGAAACCUUCAACGGCCACGAGGACACCUGUGGAAACAGCCCGGCUGAAAGCAGCAGCAACAGCAACAGCAACAGCAACUACAGCUGCGCCGCCAAAGACCAGCUCCGCCGGUAAUUCUGCGACAGGCGGAAAGAACAAGACGAGAAACAAUGGUUCGGGCCCGCCGAAGCCGAAGAGUUGA